AUGUUGUUCGUUGGAUUAAACUGUCCGCUAUCUCCUGUCGUGUAUAGUCGCCUAGUAGUCCCGGUUCAAUUUAUCCGAAACUUUUAUCCCGAUAUCCGGCUUAUAUUAGAUAAUCCAAUGGAACGCAGAUUUAUAUUAAUUUUAAUUAGUUUAAGUUACAUUGAGUGCUACGGUCAAAGUAGUUAUUAUUUUGAGAAUCAUAAAUACUGUGAUGACUUAUCUCCUUAUGUCGGUGAAAUUGAUUUAGAUCAGAUAUCCGGCGUUUGGUACGGUGUUGAAAAGAUACCUCACACGAAAGGAGAGUAUAAAAUUGAACAUACAAGGGAGUGUUUCCAUAUUGAUAUAAGAGAAGUAAACACCGAGCCGACUCCGCCGACGUCUUACCUACCAACUACGAAUUCUCCAUAUGUUAAUCGUGCUUAUGGUCUUCCUGAGCAGUAUCGGAUACGGCAUUUUAUCCUCGAAUGGAACGAAGGACUUUGGAGGGAAGAGUACCACAUCAAGGUGAAUACAUCGCAUAAAGGAUUCUGGCCGACGGACGUGCCUAACGGAUCUGUCGAAAAAAUGUAUCGUUUCUUCGGGGGUGUAAUCCAGGUGUUGAAGGUAGCCAAGAAUCAUUUGGUGCUGAAUUUUUGUAUGAGAUUACCCCAUUCGCAGCUGUACAGCGUCGUUCUUGCUAGGAAUGAAAAUCAGCUAUCUCCUGAGGAACUAGCGAAUAUUCAUAACAUAUUCACCAUGAAACGCUUAUCCACUUCCGCUCUGAAGCGUGUUUUUCAAGGUUUAUGUGGUGAGAGUAUACGUUGGUCGCACCAUUUUAAUGUCGACGAUGUUUUUGGACUGUGGUAUGGUGUAGGCUAUGCGCAGCACACGCCUGAUAUGACCAACAAGCCCAAUGAAAUUGGUUGCGUAUCUCUUUAUAUCUCUGAUGUUACUUAUGAGUACCAGGUCCGAGAUGAUUGGCUUAACUGGGCUAUUCCACGAAAAAACUAUACGGAUCAGAAAUGGAGAUCUUAUAAAAGCAAUCCUCGGUCAGACGAUGCUAUUUCAGGGUCGUGGCUGGAUAUAAGGUUGAGACGGGAGAUUAAAAGGAAUAUCAAUGAGGAAAGGCGUAUAAGGGUAAUGUGGGAUGAAGACGGACAGUCCAUGGAGCAGACAUAUAUUUACUCUGCAGAAGAUCCCGGUCUAUGGAUUGCGGAAAAAUUGCGGCCUUGGGAAAGAGAGAUGCGUUCUAGAGGCAUAGAUGUUUGGUAUCCAGAGGAUUUACCUCGACAUCCUGAGGUCAUUCGAGUACUAAAGGCUAAUCCACAGAUGCUGUUGAUAAAUCACUGCUCAGAAACAGGAGAUGGUGGGAUUUUUACUUUAAUUCUUAGAAGAUCAAUAACGAGACUACAAAGAUGGGAAUGGUAUAAAUUCCAGCAAGAAUUCUAUAAUUAUGACCUUCCUAAAUUAUACCGCCAGGCCACCCCAGGGUACACUUCCCCGAAGUAUGGAAGCGGUUAUGGACAAGGGUACACGUCGUACGAGGCACCGUUUAUGAACAAUAUGAGGGAUUACUGCGUUAAUAGGUCACCGCAGACUGGGAUUUGGGUGGACAGUUUAACUGGAAUAUGGUAUGGCGUGGAGUACAUUCAACAUCUAGCUGGGGAUUCAAGAGUAGAUUAUGUCAGAACGUGCAUCGUUAUUCACAUUUCGGAGCCACACGAUCGGGCCGGUGCAAUUGAAGUUUCCAAUUCUACCAACCACAAUAUCACUGUCACUUGUGAGCGAGAACACGAAUAUGAUGAUCUUGACACCAGGAUGGUUAUGGGGAAAUGGAAAGUGGCCGAACUCUAUAUGCAUUUAAGCAAGGAGGGAGUUAAUACAUAUAAAAGCUGUCCUCUCAUUACCAUAUGGGAAACUGAUGACUUCCCUAGGUCUACAUUUGGGCCAUCUACAGAGAAUCAGCUAUUUCACGUUCAACACAUUAACGCGAAGUUUAGGCAGGAGUUCAGACAUUUGCGGCUACUGUGGGACGAAGCCGGCAAGACCAUCGAGUACUCGUUAUAUUUCCGAAAUGAUUCCGCUGGCUACUGGCAGGCUCUCGAUGGACAAAAUGGAACGCUAACAAAUCGUCCAAGCUAUCAGCAGUUCACCGGCACGGUUCAAGUUCUAAAAGCUGUUAACGACCAUUUGCUUUUAAAUUUCUGUCAAGAAGGCACGGCUACGACACCAGCUCAGCUUUAUUCUGUACUAUUUUCCCGCGAUCCUGGCACUAUGCCGCGUUGGGAAGUUGAUUCGGUUCACACUUUAUUGCAGAAUAAGAAACUUUCUGUAGCGUCACGGAGAAUGGUGUGCGGAAAUGGCGCGGAUAGGCCGUACAGUAUGAUAUUCUCCGUCUUAUCAUGUGUGUUGGCCUAUGCUUUAAAUUUAUCUUGA
This is a messenger RNA of Parnassius apollo (apollo), 2415 nucleotides long. Lineage: Eukaryota; Metazoa; Arthropoda; Insecta; Lepidoptera; Papilionidae. The record is from the annotation of a GenBank genome assembly.